AUGUCAAAAGAAGUAGUAAUAAUUUAUUUAUACUAUGAUAGAGGUCUAUUUCAGCUCAUGACCCUAUGAUCAAGAAUGCAAAAUUCUAGACUUAAAGAAAGUAUUCAAUAUUCUAAUCUAGUUAUGUAAAUGUUUCCAAAUUUUGGCCAGAAAACGAUUAUCAUGAUAAAGAAACUCUAUAUUUUCAAUUAAAGACUUUGAAAGAAGAAAUCAACUUCAUGAGAACAGAGAAUAUCAAGUUAAAAACUCGCAUUUUAUAAUAAGAUGUAUUGUAAAUUUUAAUUUGUUAGAAAGAACUCUAGAAUAUUAAUAAGUAUUUUGAAGAUCAAUAAUUCAAACAGAAUCCUUUGUCUAAAAAUCAUGAGUAUAUCAUCUAAUAGAUCAAAAAAUAAAAUAAAGAUUUAUAGCAGCAAUUAUCAGAGAAAUUGUAUAUCAUCGAAUAAAUGAAAAAAAAUAUAAAGGUUACAAAGAUAUAAGAAAUCUAGAUUCAAAAUUAACUAUAUAAGGAAGAAAUUAACAAAUUGAAAAAGAUGUUAUUGGAUUAAGAAAACAACAAUAAAGAGUAUAUUCAUAUAUUAUUUCCAAGAUUCUUAAAUCAAUAGACAAUGAUAAAGGAGAAUUUCUUAAAAACCUAAUAGGGAUUUAUCAAAUAACAAAAUGAAAUUAAUGAUUUGAAAUAAUAAUAAUAAAAUGAUUAGUAGAAAAUCAAUUAAUUAUAAGUAUUUUGUUUAGAUUUAUUAGAAUGAAGUUACAAAAUUAAAUCAGAUUAAACUCAAUUUAGAGGAUAAAAUAAAAAGAAUGACUACAGAAUAAAAUAAAAAGAGUUCUACAAACUCCUUUAGAAGUAAUAAACUUUAAGCAACAACUGAAAUAUCUUGCACUCAACUUAAAUCUAAAACUCAAGAUGAACUUUAAUAUAAACUAAUAAUUAGAGGUAUCACGCAUGAAUAAUUCACAUAAAUGAUCUAAGAAUUAAAAUAGCAGGCAAUUGAUUUAAAAAAACAAAUUGAAAAGGAAGACAUUGAAUAUAUAUUAAGUUAAGAGCCUUUUAGUUUAGGUUAAGACAGAAUAUAGGAAGUGAUUAAAUCAUUAUCAUAAUCUGGUAAUAGGUUAGCAGAUAAUUUAUUGAAUUAAAUUGGAAAAUAUAAGACAUUUGUUGAUUUUCCUGAUUUUAAAAUUUAGGAAGCUGAGAAAAUCAUUAGAUAAACUUUGAAAUAGCCAGAAAUAACCUAGUAUUUAUAAACUAAACAGAUUUAACUCUGGAAUAAAGAAGAUGUUGCUUAGAUGAUAAAAUGUUUAAAGAUCAAUUGGAGUGAACCUGUCUUAUUGUUCUAUAUCUUGAAUGUAUAAAAGUUUAUCGAUUUUAUAGUUAUUUGAAAAAUCUGGCUAAGUACUCGAAUUUAAAAAUGAGACCAUUAUUGACCCUUUUCCAUAAUUGAUACAGAAAGAGUCUUCAAGAAUAAUAGAAGAAAGUGAAGAAGACUUAUUUGAAUAGCUAUCUGAUAAAUCUGAAACUGUUAUAAUUUAAGAUACUGAUCAAUAUAUCACAUGA
Paramecium octaurelia is the source of this 1552-nucleotide messenger RNA. Lineage: Eukaryota; Ciliophora; Oligohymenophorea; Peniculida; Parameciidae. The record is from the annotation of a GenBank genome assembly.